Molecule: messenger RNA, 1424 nt
Organism: Raphanus sativus (radish)
Lineage: Eukaryota; Viridiplantae; Streptophyta; Magnoliopsida; Brassicales; Brassicaceae
Product: stearoyl-[acyl-carrier-protein] 9-desaturase 2, chloroplastic
Exons: 3
Coding region: 35-1264 (409 amino acids)
Biological process (GO): fatty acid metabolic process
Cellular component (GO): chloroplast stroma
Molecular function (GO): stearoyl-[ACP] desaturase activity
Source: RefSeq, a predicted model, not a curated record
AAAAGAGUAGAGAGAUCUAGAGAGAGAGAGAGAGAUGACUAUGACUCUGCCCUUGAAUUCGACGAUGAAGACGCCAAUGAAUCAGAAUCCUGUGGUGGCGGUAUCUUCUUCGUCGUAUCUUUCCUUGUGUCCGAGUUUUCCGCGUCAUCUUCGAGUUUCGUGCGUUGCCACAAACCCCAGAAAAACAAGUGAACAAACACAGAAGAAGACGUUUCGACCCAUCAAAGAAGUACCAAACCAAAUAACCCACACGAUAACACAAGAGAAGCUUGAGAUCUUCAAAUCGAUGGAGAAUUGGGCACAAGAAAACUUACUAUCAUACCUCAAACCUGUCGAAAGUUCAUGGCAACCACAAGACCUUUUGCCUCAAACCAAUGACGAAGACCGAUUCUACGAACAAGUGAAAGAGCUAAGAGAUCGAACAAGAGAGAUCCCCGACGAUUACUUUGUAGUUCUUGUAGGAGAUAUGAUCACCGAAGAAGCAUUGCCAACUUAUCAAACGACUUUGAACACACUCGACGGUGUCAAGGAUGAGACCGGCGGGAGUUUAACGCCGUGGGCGAUCUGGGUUAGAGCGUGGACGGCAGAGGAAAACCGACACGGUGAUUUGUUGAACAAGUAUCUCUAUCUAUCUGGUCGUGUUGAUAUGCAGCAGGUUGAAAAAACUAUUCAAUAUCUGAUCGGAUCUGGCAUGGACUCCAAAUUUGAAAACAACCCAUACAAUGGCUUCAUUUACACGUCUUUCCAAGAGAGAGCGACUUUCAUCUCCCACGGCAACACGGCGAAGCUAGCCACUACCUACGGCGACACCACUCUGGCGAAAAUCUGCGGCACGAUCGCCGCCGACGAGAAGCGGCACGAGACGGCCUACACACGUAUCGUCGAGAAGCUCUUCGAGAUCGAUCCCGAUGGGACCGUGCAGACUCUGGCGAGUAUGAUGAGGAAGCGGAUCACGAUGCCUGCUCAUCUGAUGCACGACGGUCGCGACGACGAUCUGUUCGAUCAUUACGGCGCGGUGGCGCAGCGAAUCGGAGUUUAUACGGCGAUGGAUUACGCCGGGAUAUUGGAGUUUUUGCUGAGGCGGUGGAAGGUGGAGAGCUUAGGAGUGGGGUUUUCCGGAGAAGGAAGGAGAGCGCAGGAGUAUCUGUGCACCUUGCCGCAGAGGAUCAGAAGGUUGGAGGAGAGGGCUAACGAUAGAGUCAAACUCGGGCCGAGGCCUUCUGUUUCCUUCAGCUGGAUCUACGGGAGAGAAGUUGGAUUAUAAGAUAAAAAAGUGAUAUAAAAUAGAGAAUGUUGGGGGUUAGUGAAGGCAUGUUUGUAAUAAAAUGUAAUAAUAGGACGAACUUCAUGACGAAAAAUGUUGUUCUUGCGUGUUAGUAGAAUGUUGCGUUAGCGAAGAUAUGUCGGAAAUAGGAGUACAAAUG